Catharus ustulatus (Swainson's thrush) is the source of this 7019-nucleotide messenger RNA. RefSeq names its product DDB1 and CUL4 associated factor 7 (gene DCAF7). Gene Ontology annotation, molecular function: protein binding. Lineage: Eukaryota; Metazoa; Chordata; Aves; Passeriformes; Turdidae. Gene Ontology annotation, cellular component: nucleus. Bases 71 to 1099 code for a protein of 342 amino acids. The transcript is spliced from 7 exons. The record is from RefSeq and is a predicted model, not a curated record.
GCCUCCCCCCGGCCCGCCCCGCCUCCCCGCUCGCUCCCCGGGCCAGGCCCGCGGCACCCCCGGCCCAGCCAUGUCGCUGCACGGGAAGCGGAAGGAGAUCUACAAAUAUGAGGCGCCCUGGACCGUGUACGCCAUGAACUGGAGCGUCCGGCCCGACAAGCGGUUCCGCCUGGCGCUGGGCAGCUUCGUGGAGGAGUACAACAACAAGGUGCAGCUUGUUGGUUUGGAUGAAGAGAGCUCAGAAUUCAUUUGCAGGAACACAUUUGAUCACCCCUACCCCACCACGAAGCUGAUGUGGAUCCCAGACACCAAGGGAGUCUACCCAGACCUGUUGGCCACCAGUGGGGACUACCUACGAGUGUGGAGAGUGGGUGAGACCGAGACCCGGCUGGAGUGUUUGCUGAACAACAACAAGAACUCGGAUUUCUGUGCUCCACUGACAUCAUUUGACUGGAAUGAAGUGGAUCCUUACCUGUUAGGUACCUCUAGUAUUGACACAACCUGCACUAUUUGGGGUCUGGAGACAGGACAGGUUCUGGGAAGAGUAAAUUUGGUGUCUGGCCACGUGAAGACCCAGCUCAUUGCACAUGACAAAGAGGUGUACGACAUCGCCUUCAGCCGCGCGGGCGGCGGCCGGGACAUGUUUGCGUCGGUGGGCGCGGACGGCUCGGUGAGGAUGUUCGACCUGCGCCACCUGGAGCACAGCACCAUCAUCUACGAGGACCCCCAGCACCAUCCCCUGCUGCGCCUCUGCUGGAACAAGCAGGACCCCAACUACCUGGCCACCAUGGCCAUGGACGGCAUGGAGGUUGUGAUUCUCGAUGUCAGAGUUCCCUGCACCCCUGUUGCCAGGUUAAACAACCACAGAGCAUGUGUAAAUGGAAUUGCCUGGGCACCUCACUCUUCCUGCCACAUCUGUACAGCAGCUGAUGAUCACCAGGCUCUCAUCUGGGACAUCCAGCAAAUGCCUCGUGCCAUUGAGGACCCCAUCCUGGCCUACACAGCCGAGGGAGAGAUCAACAACGUACAGUGGGCAUCCACCCAGCCAGACUGGAUAGCCAUCUGCUACAACAACUGCCUGGAGAUCCUCAGAGUCUAACUUUGCUGCUUCAUGCACAGUCAGGCAGGGCUGUGUCAUUCCCCCUCCCCUCUAAAGUAAGAACACCACCAGUCAAGUGGCCAGUAUCUGUUGUUGCUUUGCAUCUACUCUUACAAGAAACUGUUACAAGAAUGGAUGGCAGGGGUCUCCUGUCUCUCAAGACUCUAAAAUGCAGAGACAUGCUGAGCCUCUUGGACCUUCUGGGUUCUGGUUUUCUUGUGAAAUUCUUUUUCCCUCAGUAAAAGUUCUGUAUAUUUGUUUGUUGACUGUAUUAAUAAGCUUGCAGGCUUUUAAGUUGCUGCAUAUGUCUGUGUGUUUGUCAGCCAGCUGAGGCAGCACAUCCACCAGUUCAAUAGAUGCAGGUGCAAAACAAGGUGGGGGGGAAAGACAAUGAUGUUAACGGCCACCUUGGCAGGAAUCUUUCUCAUUCCUGUUGUUGCUGCCUCUAAACUGUUUAAACGUUUGUAUGUUUUUUAUAUAUUGGGCUAACUUUCUAUUGAGUAAGGUUUUUCUCCCGAAUUCUUACUUUUGAUAUGUGAUCCACUUCCAUAUGUCCAAAGCAGGACCUGUUCCUGGAUACAAACCACAGUAACACUGCAGGCUCCCUGGCAGUUACUGCCUGCCAGAAUUAACUGUUGCCUUGGCUCCCUGUAUCUGGUGACCUGGGCAGAAUUUCCUGGUGCUGUGAAGUACUUGUUGCACAAUUUCUUUACACUUUUCUGAUGCUCAAGGCAGUUGUUGCUAUGGUAGGUCUUAUUUUUAAAUUCUGAGUUUGUGUGUGUCCUGCAGCCGUGUUAGCAAGCAGAGCUAACAGGUGAUAGGUUGGGAAAGAAGAUCCGUGCAUGACGUGAGCUGCCAGGAGGUAACAACUCCUGAAAAAAUGUACUUGUAAUGGAUUUGAGAUUGGCACUUCCAAUGAAAUGAUUUCCCCUCAGAAGACUUACCUUAUCUAAAUCAAAAUAAAAUGGUUUCACUCUUUGUAGCUUGCUUGAUGGGCAAAUAAUAUGAGCAAGAUUUUGUGGUUAGGCUGUACUUUGGAGGUUGUGUUUGGCCUGUGUUCCUGGGAGGUCUUGAAGGGAGUGCAAAGCAAUCUUUUUGUGAAGUGUUUUUUUGCUUUGUACUGCCAGGUCGUGCUGAAUGAAUGAGACAAGUCAGAAAAGCUGGUCUGCUAUCCAAAAGAAAGCUGUUUUCUUGGAAGAAAUUACUCCCUAAUGCGAUGCACAAAGGUGGAUUUAGAAGGAAAGAAGCUGUGCCAUUGAGGCCAAGGUUUGGCAUUUGUCAUCCUCCUGAUUUGGAGGAUGUGCCAGAGGGCUUCUGUUUGGAAUAGUGGAUCAGUCUACAGUAACACAGCUCAAUGAAAGCUGAGUGGAUUAGGCAAGAUAAAAAUGUUUGUUGAAGUCUUCCACUAACGUGGGUCCUGUGCUGAAGGCUCUGCAGUGCUCUGCAAUGAGGACAUGACAGCCAGAGCUGCUCUGGAAGGGUGUGCAGCCCAGUUUCCAUGUAAAUGUCAGAAACCAUGAAAAUUCUUUCCACCUAAUGAGUAUUCACCUGCAGAUGAUAAAUAGUAGGACACUGCCAAACUUGCAUCUUGUCAGUUUAUGCAGGAAAGGCAAGCUGGGAAAGCAAAUGCCGUGGAACAGUGAAGCUGACACUGAGAACACUGUCAAAUACAGAACAGAAUCUGCAAAGUUUUGUCAUUCUGGACGUAGAUAAAUACUCUUCUGCAGGCUGCUUCUCACCAUGGAGCUCAGAAAAGCAUUGCCUCAGGAAUUUGAUAGGAAUUCAUUAGGGACAGCUGUAUUCCAUCACUGCUUUUGAUAGCAGAGAACCAAGAGACUAACACUGUUCAAGCUGAUGUUUUGUCAUUGGCACUCUCUGUGUUCAGUUGUGAGAUUUCUGACAAAGCUUGAUGUGACUUGAAGGUCAAUUUUUCUUAUUAGCAGCAGUACUGAGAGUAGUGUGUUCCACAGACAGGUUUUAGCUAGAUGUCAGAGCAGUGUUAGCCAAACAAUUAGUUAUCACUUCUUACAAUAGCACUUCAUCUGAAACUGGAAAAAACUUAGGUAGAAUGAAGUGAAAAUUGGGGUUUUCUUAGCAGGGGUGGCUAAUGGCAUUCACAGCUUUAGGAGCCAUCUGAAGUACAUUCACAGGCUUGUCAUGCUCUGUUUAAUUACAAAUGGCAGGCAAAACGUGCUGUUACUAACAGGGAGCUACCUGCAGUGUUAGUAGUUUCCAUGUCUCCUUUUUGCUUCAAAGUUUACUCCUGCACAGAUGGCAUGAAUCAAAGAUGAAUGCUAAGAUGAUGAGAAGAGAGCUUGUAUAAAGGGACCCAUGGUCUGAAUAGCCAGGGAGAUUCUGCUUCUGUUGGAAAACAAUCCUGGCAGGGACCUGAAGAGGAUCCAGUGCCAGUUCUUCCAUCCAUGAAACUGAUGGAAGUCUAUUUGUGGAGUUGUGUACUUAUUCCAAAGGCAUCAAAGGCAAGUGAAGGAAUCUUGGAGGCUCCAGUGGAUUCUAAAUAAAGCCUAUAUCCUGUUUUUUUAGCCAGUUGGGAUACCUUCUGGAUCUACAGCAUAUUGCUUUGGGCAUAAUCCAUUGUCAUUCUUCACAUGAAAUUGUGUUUUAAAUCACUAGAGACUGUUUUGGCACAGGGAAAAGAUACUUAAAAUAACUUCAAAUAUGUCACUUGAAAGGUUAAUGAGUGAAAAGACUUGAAAAUCCUCAUGGGUGAGAUGUUCUGUAGUGCAAAUGGCACUUCUGUAUAGACAAGGAAGGGAAAGACUUUGGUGCUCUUUUGGCAGCAGCUGCUGCCCCAGUGGCAGGAAGGGAAUGCUCUCCUUGGUGGUGCCAGGUUCAUCUGCAAGAUGAAACACUUGUUACUGGAGCCUGCAAAUUGAAAUAUGCAAUUUAUCACAUUUCCCCUGCUUGACAUUCAAUUUUCCUGGGUGUAAAGCCCCCAUAAGCAUUAUUUAUCCCCAAAGUUCAUGAAAAGAAAUAGUUUGAUAUUCAAUUUCCAUUAUUUGGUGCUUACUGCACAAGCAGAGGAUGCAGAACAACUGCUUGCAAAUACCUCAUGUUUUUGGAGUAGAAGAAGAGUGAGCACAGGUGAGGUGAGCACAGCAGAAAAGCAUGUGCUGUCGUUGGUACAGGCCUGAUUCUGGGACAGAAAUACUUAAUAUAGAAAUACUUAAUACAGAAAUACUUAAUGCAGAUGUUCUGUAUCACUUCUCCAGCUGAUGAACUCAAGAGACUAAACUAUUGUUUGGUUGUUAUGUUCUGUUUAAACCAAGCUCUCCACAGAUUCCUACUAUUAUGUGGGCAGCCUGCUGACUCUCAGCCAGGAGAUGUUGGCGAUGUAAAACUUGUUAGUGAGGUGAAAACUUCCAGCUGACAAGUUGAAUGUUGAAUUAGUGUGUAGUGUGCCAACUCUACUCUUGUGUGAAUUGUCUAAAUGAGAGGGGCUAUGGUAGCUUGCAUCUGUGGGAGUUAUUUGUAUGUGCAGGGAUUUAAAAGGCAAGGAUUUGAGUGCUUUGACAAUCUAAUUAGAAAAAAACCGCUGUGGUUUCAAAUAAUAGAAAAGGAGACUGCUAAGCCAGGUUGUUUCCUAUGGAACCUUGAAGUGUAUUUAACAGGGGAAGCAUUGCCUCUCAUAAGUCAAAGUUAAUGAUCCUUUCAAAACUUUGCAGUAAUUACUCUACUGAACGUUCUGGAUCAUAGUAAAAGCUCUAUUUUUGCCUCGUGGUGCAGUGAGAAGCUGCCUCAGUCUCAAGUGUGGAUCAUAGCCUGCCAGAGAGCAGGUGAGGGGAGGAGUCUGGUGCAGAAUUCACAGAUGUUCUCAUGCUUGUUGUCAGUGGAAAUGAGGAGCUGAGUGUGUCCGUUUUGUUCUCUUGCAGAUGGCACUUUAACAAGUAUAUUUUGGGUAAGAUUAGGAGGAGAGUCAUCUUUCCUUCAGCCCUUGUAGGGUAGGCAUUGGUCCGUGUUGUGUAGGAAAUGUUGAAUAAGGCCUGUCACCAAAAUCCUGAACUGGGGAUGUAGUGGACCCUUGCUUGUUUUUACUGAAAACCAAAAGUAUGAGCACUUGACAAGGCUGUAAAUGUAAAACUGAAUCUUCAUGUUCUGGAUCUGACACUGUCCUGUAAGGCCUGCCCAAGGGAUGUCCCCUAGGGAAUCCUUUCUGUUUAGGAGCUUUAGAGGUGUUUGGAAUCCUCUUCUUUAACAUCAGAACGUGGUGGUGGCACUGCUGGGCUGGUUGUGUAGGGAUGUGCCCAGAUUCUUUGGAUAACUUGAAUGUUGUGAGAGAAAAACUGCAGCUGCUGCCUGUAAAACACUGAAACAUUGAACUGGCAGCUUGUUGGUGGUGUUUUAACUCCUCCCAGACACGCUGGGCAGAGCAGACAGCAGCAGGGGCGAGCUCUGGGCUCAGCAGGCUGCACAGUGUCAGUCCCAUCAAAGUUCUGAAGGGUUGAGUUUCCCCACUGCCCAUAGCAGUGUUCCACCACCUCAGAUGCACCCUGUUAUCCUGCCAGGUAACAGAUUCUCUCUAUCACGUUUCCUGCUUCCUACUCUCAGACCAAUAUUCCAGAGCAAGCCUGUACUUACUGUUCUGUAAUUGUGUGUGGCACUUAAGGAGCACUUUCUGAUGCAGCUGUACUUCCCCUGCUUACCCAAGAAGAGUCAGAAGUGUUUCAUUCUCGAGGGUAUUGAGGAGAGUUUAGGAUGCCCCUGACUCAGUUUGUUUUCUGGAAGAGAUCUCCAGAAUUUCCAAUCAGCACCUUUCACCAGCAGUAAAAAGAACAGUAAUUAAAAGUGCAGCUAAAUACCAGUCACUGAAGGCUCAUCUGGUGAUUCAUGGCAGACACCAGAUGCAAAGGCACUUGUGAGAGUUGCUGCUGCCUCUUUCAGGUGUUGUAUGUCUGCCAAGGACCUCGGUGGCCUUUUGUGCAGCCUCUGACACUCAGCAUCAGGUGAGAAUUUCCAUAGUCAUAAAAAUAAUUAAAAUUAUCUCAGUGACUUCGAUCAAGUUUGCUUCUUUUUGGGAAAUCUAACAAAAUUAAGAAAUGAAGCUAUUUCCUGACAAAACACUGUGGCCAUGUGCAGCUGUAAACCUGUGGUCCAGCUCCCAUCCCUUGGAGUUUGCUUUCCACGUGCAACUCCAGCCCCCUCUUAGUGCUGAGGGGGGUCUGUGGGAACCAGAGCAGCACAGAGUCCCAGUGCAGCUGGAAAAAGGUAUGUUGCUCUUUCUGACAACUUGGGGAAUAGGAAUUAUGAAAUUUGCUAUUUAAAAAGAACCUUUUUUUAACCCUUGGGUUGCUAGCAGUGUAAAAUGUAAUUUAAAUCCAUUGCACCCAAGCAUUUUUGUUACCAGUAGCCGAGUAGGAGAUUCUACUUUUAGGUGUGUUUUCCCUUCUGCUCUUCCCAUUCACAGUCCUGUUGUGGUAAUUUCCUGAAGGUGUUCUCUUUGUAGCAUGAUUGUACAAACAUCCAUAUGAGAUUCCUGACUUCUUGUUCUCACUAGAGUAUGUUAAAGCAAUAGUAAUUUUACUUCUGUCCUUUUCUCCACCGCUACUAUUCUGUCCUAGAGGAAUCCCAGUAUCCUGCUAUUCAACAGACAUAUAUUGUUGACAUGGAUAACUGCAGUGUCCCUAUAUUCCUUUAUUUUUAUGGAGAAAAUAUAAAAGGGUUUGUUACAAUGGAUUUUAACACCUGAGUCAUGGAACCAUAUUGUUGAAACUGUAAAUUUUAAGGCAAUUUUCUGAACUUGCUUGAAAGUGGAAUGUUGCAUCCUUUUAUGCUAUUUCCUGCUUCCUAUGUAGUUUUAUUCAGAUUUUUUAACCUUCUUUCUAAGUUUCAGCCUCCUGUGUAUUAGGUACAGUAUUUUCAGCCUUUCAUACUUUGUAAUAAAAAUGGAACCUUUGUAGAUUGA